Messenger RNA from Kuraishia capsulata CBS 1993, 1803 nucleotides. RefSeq lists its product as uncharacterized. Gene Ontology annotation, biological process: mitochondrion inheritance. The transcript has a single exon. Lineage: Eukaryota; Fungi; Ascomycota; Pichiomycetes; Pichiales; Pichiaceae. Bases 1 to 1803 code for a protein of 600 amino acids. The record is from RefSeq and is a predicted model, not a curated record. Gene Ontology annotation, cellular component: mitochondrial inner membrane.
AUGAUGAUUUUAAGGUCACCCAUAAGACGUCUGGCACGAGGGGCUCUCGCAGAAGUCGGGUUUGGGCUUCGAUCGAGGCCCUGGGUUGGAGUUACUGGGGGUUUGACAGGAAACGCUGGCAUGAGGUCUACGAGGAUAACUUGCAUAUCUACAAGCCAAUUUCGCUCGCCGAUAAUUGCCCAAUUGAGAUGGAAUUCACACCAGGCGGGAUCAGGUGAAGAGAAUAAGCAUAUUUCCAAGAAAGCUCCGGAUGCCACCGAACAGGUGCGAGGAUGGACCACGAAGGAGGAAAUGCUAAGGUCAGCCACUAAUCCCUUUAGCCGUUUCUAUGCGCGGUCCAAGUGGUAUUUGAAAAGAUCGAAGCGUCCUUUCAACACAGAUGACUUCAGCGCAUUUUUCUCUUGGCUUGUGGCGGGUAAUAUGGUGCUGUUGGCCAUUGGUACGACCACCUUCUUCUCGCUGGUGCUAUUCACCAUAAACACAGUAUUUGCCCAGGAAUUGGUUGCACAGGCAGUGGGAAACUUUCUCACGCGGAAUAUCGGAUUAACUGUUGUUUUUGAGAACGCUAUCGUUCCGGGAUGGCGAGAAGGGAAGAUCAGCUUCAGGAAGUGCUUCGUUAGUAAACGCCCAAAGGGAACGCAGCAGUUCAAGAAAGGGUCCCAGGCUAGUGCUGCUGCGGCUGCAGCUUUACCACCUACUGAAAAAGGUGUCGAGGAGGAAGCGGACGAUGGUAACUACACGCAGUUCGAUCUUACCAUCGAGGAGGUAAACGUAUCGCUUUCGUUUAGCAAAUGGUUCAACGGAAAGGGCAUUUUGAAGGAAGUGGAGAUGAAGGGGCUGCGUGGAGUUGUUGAUCGUACUCAUGUUUACUGGGUCCCAGGCGAUUUAGCCACAAAUUACAAGAAUAUACAUCGGCCUGGUGACUGGGAGAUUGAAAACUUCAAGAUGGAGGAUGUUCUUUUUACCCUUAAACAACCGGAUGGCUUCCGGCCAUUCAAUGUGAGCAUUUUCAGUGGUGAUCUUCCCCAUUUCCGCAAAAACUGGCUCUUCUUUGAUAUCCUGAACUCCAAUAACGUGAGUGGAUCCUACGACGAUUCGCUGUUCACGAUUCACAAAAAACAGCGCAUUGACGAUUUUGGGUCUGAUGAUAUUGUCGAUGGCACCGGUACUUCUCGGGUUCCGAAUUGGAGACGAGUUACCCGUUUGAGGGUUGAUAACUUGAACCUAGACCACCUCAAUGCCGGUGUAGAGGGUCCUUUUGGCUGGAUCACACAGGGAACAGUUGACAUGAUCGGCGAUGUGAUGGUUCCCGAAGAAGACGAACCCAAUGUGGCCGAACUGCUUAAGACAGUUGCUGAUAGCAUUGCCAAAGAAGCGAGACGUUAUCGUUUGAGUCCAGAACAGCAGCAACAGAGGCAAAACCCGCGUGGAAGCGUUUCUGACUAUUUGGUGUUAGACUUCCAAUUACGCAUCAACAAUCCUCGAGCUGCUGUGCCAUUGUUCAAUGGAGAACUGUCGUAUAUCAACAAUGCAUUGAUUCGCCCGAUUGUUGGGUACAUCAACUCACGACGCACGUACAUCCCUAUCAGAUGUCGCAUAGUCAAAAAGGUGGACGAUUUCGAUGGUUCCUGGACCAUUUACGACAGUCUGUUGAUGGACGAUCUGCAGGCCGAGGUUUACGAUGCAUUCGUGGAAUAUGUUGCAGAUGAUACUGCGAAGGUUGAGCGUGCCCGUAAGGUCGGUUUCUGGAGUCUCCAAUUUUUGAUCCAGGUGUUAUUAUGGAGUCUUGGGACGAUUGCAUGA